CCACAAACCUAUAGAUCUCUCUGAUGAUAAACUGAAAAUGAAGACCAUCACACAAUAAAGGUCAAAACUGAUGAUUUUGGAGUUUGAAGUAAUGGCAUAGUUCCUUCCUUCAACUAAGUUCUAUAAUAUGCUUGUUUACAAAUAAGUGGUGAAAGAAUACUUUUAUAACUACUAUAGCUCCUUUGAAGCCACUUCAGCAGAGCACCAAGCUUCUCCAAUUUUUUCACUGGGCUAAGAAUGCUGAAGAGAAUUGGUCUGGUUUUGGUGAUUGUUUUGGUGUCAUUGGCAUACCAGACAAUACGCCCUCCGCCACCUAAAGUAUGUGGCUCACCUGGAGGACCACCCAUCACUGCUCCCAGAAUAAAGCUUAGAGAUGGAAGACAUUUGGCCUAUAAGGAAUAUGGUGUUCCAUUAAAAGUUUCCAAAUAUAAGAUUAUCUAUGUCCAUUCCUUUGGUUCUUGCAGACACCAUGCAGUGGUUGCUACAACCCUCUCUCCGGAAGCUAUUGAAGAACUAGGAGUCUACAUAGUGGGAUUUGAUAGACCAGGCUAUGGAGAAAGUGACCCAGAUCCUAAUAGGACAAUGAAGAGUUUGGCUUUGGAUAUUGAAGAGCUUGCUGAUCAGCUUGGACUUGGAUCCAAGUUCUAUGUGAUUGGAUACUCCAUGGGUGGCCAGGCUAUAUGGGGCUGCCUUAAGUUUAUCCCCAACAGGCUUGCAGGAGCAGGACUCAUUACUCCUGUGAUCAACUACUGGUGGCCUUCUUUUCCUACAAACUUGUCCACUGAGGCCUAUUACCAACAACCACCACAGGAUCAAUGGACACUCCGAGUUGCUCACCACCUACCGUGGCUAACCUAUUGGUGGAACACUCAGAAGAUUUUUCCCGCGUCUAGUGUCAUAGCUCGUAAUCCUAGUAUGUUUUCUCCACAAGAUUUGGAAAUUAUGAAGAAGAGGCUUUCAGUUUCUGGUCCUGAUAUGGAAACAAACAUGCAGCAGGUCAAACAGCAAGGAGAAUUUGAGUCAUUGCAUAGAGAUAUGAUGGUUGGAUUUGGGAGUUGGGAAUUUGAUCCAAUGGAUGAUCUGAAGAACCCUUUUCCUAACAAUGAAGGCUCUGUCCAUCUAUGGCAGGGUGAUGAAGAUAGGCUUGUCCCAGUAGCCCUGCAACGCUAUAUUGCUAGUAAACUUCCAUGGAUUCACUACCAUGAAUUACCAGGGGCUGGACACUUGUUUCCCUUGGCCAAUGGAAUGAGUGAAGCUAUGAUGAAGGUGUUCCUUAUUGGAGAGAAGUAGCUUUGCUUAUGGAAUUGAAAAAUAUACAUUUACAUAUAAAAUAUUUAGAAUAAUUAGUGGCAAAUUCCCUCAUCUUCACAUUAUUUUACACAUAACACUCAAUUAUUAUUUUUUUGUCGGUGAAACCUUUCAAUCUACUAUUCCGUUACAUUA
Molecule: messenger RNA, 1443 nt
Organism: Humulus lupulus (European hop)
Lineage: Eukaryota; Viridiplantae; Streptophyta; Magnoliopsida; Rosales; Cannabaceae
Exons: 5
Coding region: 238-1290 (350 amino acids)
Source: RefSeq, a predicted model, not a curated record